Labeo rohita (rohu) is the source of this 4186-nucleotide messenger RNA. RefSeq names its product glycerophosphocholine phosphodiesterase 1 (gene gpcpd1). Gene Ontology annotation, biological process: glycerophospholipid catabolic process. The record is from RefSeq and is a predicted model, not a curated record. Bases 1737 to 3572 code for a protein of 611 amino acids. Gene Ontology annotation, molecular function: starch binding; glycerophosphocholine phosphodiesterase activity. The transcript is spliced from 17 exons. Lineage: Eukaryota; Metazoa; Chordata; Actinopteri; Cypriniformes; Cyprinidae.
UUUUUUUUUUUUUUUUCCCUUGUAAACAAAUAUGAUAGAAGUGAUUCCUAGAAGGUUCACAGUCAACCUUUAAAGGCCCAAUGGUGAACUGAUUACCCAACAGCUUUAAAUUUUAGCCUCAGCUUGUGUAUUUAUUUAUAGACCAUUUCGCUAGAUGUAAACAACACUGGUCCAGAAGCGCUUCCUGUUUUUUUGUUUUUUAUUUUUUUCACAUAUACAAACACAUCUUAAAGGUGCUAAUGUAACAUUUUCAUCCAGUCAAAUGUUAUGUUGGUUGUAUUUUUUUGUGAUGUUUGUGUAAAGUAAAAAAAAAAAAAAAGAAACAGGAAGUGUAUCGGGACCAGUAUGUUUACAUCUAGCGAAAUGAUCUAUAGAUGUUGUUGUUUAUAAUUCUGUUAGAUUCAAAAAUAAAGUUAAAAAUAAAGUGGAACUUAUUGAACUUGUGUUUAUAGAAUGUUUUGUCAUGUGCUUGAUGCUGCAAAAGACAUGAUCACAACCUGUCAAACACGUCCGUCUAGCACGUUUACAUACUGUAGAAAAAUGAUAGAAAAGCAUGAUAAAAACACCUUUAAAGUUUAGCCUCAGCUUGUGUAUUUAUUUAUAGACCGUUUCGCUAGGUGUAAACAACACUGGUCCAGAAGCGCUUCCGGUUUUUUUUGUUUUUUAUUCUUUUUUUAUAUCACAUAUACAAACACAUCUUAAAGGUGCUAAUGUUUUUUGUGAUGUUUGUGUAAAGUAAAAAAAAAAAAAAGAAAGAAACAGGAAGUGUAUCGGGACCAGUAUCUUUACAUCUAGCGAAAUGAUCUAUAGAUGUUGUUGUUUAUAAUUCUGUUAGAUUCAAAAAUAAAGUUAAAAAUAAAGUGGAACUUAUUGAACUUGUGUUUAUAGAACGUCUUGUCAUGUGCUAGAUGCUGCAAAAGACAUGAUCACAACCUGUCAAACACAUCCGUCUAGCACAUGUUUACAUACUGUAGAGAAAUGAUAGAAAAGCAUGAUAAAAAAGCAGUACAGUGGAAUAGAAAAAUUUGUUCUGUGUGAAUGGCCUUUUAAAAGGGACUUCAUAAUCUAUGCCAUAUAUAUUGUUUGAGUUAUACAUUCUUGAGUAUGUCCAGCUGUUUUAUUAUACAUGUAUGAUUGUAGAUUUUCUUUUGAGAGUUCUUUCACAUGUUUUUCAAACAUUCCUCAAGUGCUUUCUUUUUAUAAUCUUUAAUUCUUAGGGUGCAAGUAAUUUGAAGUUGAAAUCCUUCUGUGUAAAUGUGUGUGAGGUUUCCAGGUCAUUCCCCUCACAGCUGCUAAUCUCUUUUAUCUGAACUCAACUCAGUUCUGGGUAGUUUUUGUUUUUGUUUAUUUUUUCCAGGAGAAGUUCCAUUUCUGGAACAGGUUUCCUGCGAGCCUCUCCUAACAUGCAUAUUUACACGUCAGCCAGAAAUAUUCUGGAAUUUAGAACGGAAAUAUUUUCAAUGAGAAUUAGGAAUUUAGAAACAAUUGUUCAUAGUUAGGGAAGUAUUAACGAAAAAAUUAUCUUAUUUUAAAAUGGUAAGUACAAGGAUUUUCAAAGCUGUUUUUUAGUCUAUAAAUAACCUGGAGAUCUCUAGUUAAACACUGUGAAAAAUGCCAAUGUGUUCUAUGUGUGACUAAUCAGUCCACUUUUCAGAUGUCAACCAACUGGCUGGCUGGCAGAAAGUGGUGACUAUAUCUCAUAUUCUUUUUUUUGCGGGAGUGAGACUUUGGUUUGAAUGACCAAAGUAGGCUUUGUUUUACCAAAAUCUUUCCAUAAUCUUAACCCCCAUUUGGAAUUACAGAAUGCAGGUGGGCCAUGCCAGGUCAUAGUCAAUAGAUGGGAGACCCAUCAGCUGCCACGCUCAUUGAGUCCCUCAGAACCUGAACUCGUGAUUGACGACGGACAUUUUGGAGUCCAUAAUGGCAUUGAGUGUGUGGACUCUGGCUGGUUGACGUGCCAGACAGAAAUUCGUCUCAGGCUUCAUAACUCUGUGAAACCUCCAGUUUCUAUUACUAAGAAAAAAUUUAAGAAUUCGCGCUUCAGAUUGAAGCUGAUGCUGGAAGGGAUUGAGGAGGAAGAAGAGGAAAGCCCUUCGUCAUGGCAUAAGAUGACCACUACGCUGGAGAUCAGUAUGAUCAGUGACAACGGAUAUAAGUCUCGUCAUUCCCAGCCAGAACGUGGCUGCGCACUUGAACCCUCCCAGUGGACCGAAUACAGCAUUCACACAAUGGACCCUGACAAUCUAGAGCUCACCUUUGAGUUCUCUGAGGAGGACCUGAGUGAGCCUGUGCUUCAGGGGGAUGUCCAUCCAGGCCAUGUAGGCACCGCAUGCCUCUUAUCGUCGUCUUUCAGGGAGAGUGGCAAAGAUCAGGGUGUGGUCACCCUACCCAUCAUGAGCCAAAAUGCUAGGCAGACUAUUGGAAAAGUCAGAGUGGAUUACUUGGUGACGCGUCCUAUCCAAGGCAUUCAGUGCGACAUGAGUCAGUCGUUCACCAAAUACUGGAAGAAAAGGAGCGCUUUGCAUGUUGGACACAGAGGAGCAGGAAGCACACAUGCUCUCAAGCAUCACAAGAUCAGGGAAAACACAAUUGCCUCAUUUCUAAGUGCGGCCAACCAUGGAGCUGCUUAUGUAGAGUUUGAUGUUCAUCUGUCUAAAGAUUUGGUUCCAAUCGUGUACCACGAUCUCACCUGCUGUAUUUCUAGUAAAAAGAAAAAUGACAAGAACUCAAUGGUAUUGUUUGAAGUUCCUGUCAAGGAUCUUACAUUUGAUCAACUUCAGCUUUUAAAAGUUGCUCACACAACUGCCAUGGAAGUUAAUGACCACAAAGACUUGCAGGAUGAAGAGGAGUAUAUAGAUGAGCACCAGCCUUUCCCUUCCCUUUCACAGAUAUUCCAGGCCGUUCCAGAUCAUGUGGGAUUCAACAUUGAGUUGAAGUGGAUUUGUCAGUUCAAGGAUGGCUCCUGGGAUGCUAAACUCUCCACCUACUUCAACAUGAAUCAGUUCUUGGACAUCAUCCUCACAUGCGUGCUGCAAAAUGCCGGCAAGAGGAGAAUAAUCUUCUCGUGUUUUGAUCCUGAUGUUUGCACAAUGGUGAGGCAAAAACAGAACAAAUACCCCAUCCUGUUUCUGAGCCAAGGAGUGACAGACCUCUACCCUGAACUCAUGGACAUCCGCUGUCAGAGCACAAAGAUUGCCAUGAGCUUUGCUCAGAGUGAGAACAUACUGGGAAUCAGCGCUCACACUGAUGAGCUCUUACGGAACAUGGAGUUCAUCAGAGAGGCUCAGUCUAAAGGGCUGGUGGUCUUCUGCUGGGGCGACUAUAACAACGACCAUGAGAACAGGAUGAAGUUGAGGGAACACGGCAUUGAUGGCCUCAUAUAUGACAGAAUCUGUGACAAUGAGGUUGAGCAGACAAACAUCUUCAAUGUAGAGGAACAAGGAGGAACCCUAAAGGAGGUCAUUCAAACGUGUGCCUGCUCCACCUACAGCAUUCCCUGCUCCUCCUUUCCAUGUGCAGGAAAAGCCCAGGAGGUCAACGGGGAGUCCGAUUCUGGCCUCAGUUCCUCUUGAGACCCACACAGCCAGUCCACCUUCACUCUAUGUCUGUAAUCUUCACACAAUGCACCAGAACUAACGCACAAAUACACUCCGUCAUUAAGCCAAACUUAAGCCUGAGGUGUUUUAGAGUGUACAGAAUAAUACUGGGGACAACAACACAACGCUAGCUUCCACAAAGGCAAUAUUUUUUGCUUUAAUUAGCCAAUUUGCUGUAUAUUUAGAUGCAAAAGUGGUGUAUAGAAUGUGUCAUUUGCCUAAAUGCAAAUAUUUGUUAUAUAAUUCUUAAGAGUAUCUUAGGACCGCCUUUUGAUUUGUUUUCCUCGUCAAGUAUUUAUCGAUUUCUUUAUCUGUAGGUUGAGUAUUGAACAUUAACACAAUGUAGUAUUUCAAUUUCUUGAACAACAAAAAUGCAAGAUUGUUGUACCCUGCAAAAUAUGUGCAAAAAUUAAUAGCUAUUACAUUUCAGUAGCUAAAAAUCUCUCAAAAAGGAAGAUUUUUGAGGAUUUUGUCUUUAAAAUGACACUGAUGAACAUGUUUAUCCGUUGUAUGUUAGUAUUAUCUCUUCACUACUAUAUCCAUCCACAAAUUCAUUCUUAAAUGAAACACUGAUCGUUUCAGCAGAACAA